GUUUAAUUUGGGCAUGAGAUGCAGGAUGAGAUGGUGGGGACUGGCCGACUGGGGGAGGACGGGGAAUUCGAGACUCCCCGAUUCUUUUAGCCACCGCCUGUUCGCUAGCAGGGCAGGAUCUUUCUGAAACCCUCUUCCUCACGCUGACAAGCAGGGCCCACCGGCCAACCACUAUUGCACACACUACACACAAGACCUUGCCCUUUUUUUUGCUAAAAGUUUAGAGAAACUUUGGAAUCCAAAGGUGCCAUUUUUUUCGAGGAUACACACAAGAACUAGGUGCCACCUAGACUACAACUUUCAACAUGUCCUUGAUUGAACUUGUCAAAAGCGACACUCGUAUCGCAUGCAAUGCAAGUACUCACAUGAUGCAAGUCUAGACUCUGCACUAAUGAUCCAUAGAGAGUGAAAAAAAAGGGAAUUGUUUAUAGUGGCUUGGCAUCUACGUAGUGCCCGGAUUGGACUAUUGGAGCACCGCUGGCCUCGCGAAAUGCUCAUCAUGACGCCUCCCCUUUUCGGCAGUGGCUUCCGAAUCAUACGAGGGCCACGAUUUUUCUACUCCAAAACUCGUCAGAAUAAUUUAGGGCCAAAGGUUAACUAUUAGGUAUCUGGAAUGGAUCGAGUUCGACCAAGAGCAGCAGUGUCAGUGUGCGGCUUGCUCCGUCUUCCGCAGUGUCGCUGUGCUUAGUUGCUGGCUUGCUGCUCGCUCUCUUGCCUGCAAGCUGUGAGCUCGUGGCCAUGUCUCUUCCUCCCCCUCUGAUGGCGAUGCUCCUGCUCGCCGUGGCGACGGCGCCCCGCGUUCUUGCCGCCGGGGACGACGGUGGCAUCGCCGCCCACCCGGCGUACGCCGACGCCGCCGGGACAUGCGGCCCUGCCUCUGCCGCGCCGGCAGCGGCGGAGGCGCGGCGGCUGGAGGAGUACGACGACGGGCGCAUCGUGGACAUCACGCACGCGUACCGGCCGGAGCUGCCGGCGGUCGGGCCGGACGGGCUGGGCCCCGUGGUGUUCCAGACCAUGUCCAUGGCCAACGGGUCCAUCUGCAACCUGUCGGAGCUCCGCAUGGUGGUGCACGCCGGCACCCACAUCGACACGCCGGGGCACAUGAUCCAGGAGCACUUCGAGGCCGGCCUCGACGCCGACAAGCUCGACCUCGCUGUCCUCAACGGACCUGCAUUACUGGUUGAUGUUCCGAGGAACACAAAUAUAACAGCUGAAGCAAUGGAAUUCCUAAAGAUCCCAAAAGGAGUUCGCCGAGUUCUAUUCAGGACACUGAACACUGACAGGAAGCUGAUGUGGAAGAAGGAAGGUGACCUUAGUUAUGUUGGAUUUACAGAGGAUGGUGCGCAGUGGUUGGUUGACAACACUGACAUCAAGCUAGUUGGGGUUGACUAUCUCUCAGUUGCAGCAUUUGAUCACUUGAUCUCUGCCCAUGUCGUCUUUUUCAAAAACCCGGACAUAAUCCCAGUGGAAGGUCUGAAACUAGACGAUGUCCCGGUGGGAGUAUACAAUCUCCACUGCUUACCUCUGAGGCUGGUUGGAGCCGAGGGUUCGCCAGUCAGAUGCAUCCUUAUCAAGUGAUCGCUCCCUGGUGUUGCUGAAGGACAAACUGUAUGAAGCCACCUGAGAUGCUUCAUCCUGGCUUGGUAUCUCGGUGCAUACUGAGCCUGCAGGCCACGUAGUCAUGUAGUUGUCUGGACAUUUCCCAAAAAAGAACAAUAAAUAAAGCAACAGCAAUAUUUCCAUCGUGAUAAUGUGAAAGUAGGCCAUAGGUCGGUGGUGCAGUAACAGUUGGCUCGAAUGUUUCCACAUUUUUUGUCAACAUGUAAUUUUGAACCGACCGAACGACGGACAUACUCCCGUUUGAGCUUACGCGGCCGGCUACUUAACUGA
Messenger RNA from Panicum hallii, 1890 nucleotides. RefSeq names its product cyclase-like protein 1. Gene Ontology annotation, molecular function: arylformamidase activity. NCBI's taxonomy places the organism in Eukaryota, Viridiplantae, Streptophyta, Magnoliopsida, Poales, Poaceae. Bases 739 to 1578 code for a protein of 279 amino acids. The transcript has 6 exons. The record is from RefSeq and is a predicted model, not a curated record.